CUAGGGGUGCGGGAGCCGCGCGGGGGAGGGUGCGGGCCCCGCGAGGGGCCAGCGGGCGGCCCGUCGGCUUGCUGGGCAAUAGGAAAUGGUUUAUUAGGAGGGAGUGGUGGAGCGGGGCCAGGCAGGAAGACGCUGAAAUAAGAAACAUUUUUGCUCCAGCCCCUUUCCCAGUCCCGGGAGGCCGCCGCGCCAGCUGCGCAGAGCGAGCCCCUCCCCGGCCUCAGCCCCGUCCCGGGCCGCGCCCCGACUCCCGCUCGCCCGCCAGCCUCGUCGGGGGACCGCGGGGGAGAAGAGGGGCCGCCGCCUGGGGCGACGCAGCGCCCCGCCGUCCGCAAAGCGGCCCCGAGAAAUGAAGAAGAGAGUAGCUUCUGAAACACUCAUUUGCAUGGGACCUGGGUGCUGCUGAUUACGGAUCAUAAUUACUCCUCUUAGCACUCCACCAAACUUCUGGAAAAGUUCAACCUCAGCUAGCCAUGAAAGGUCAAAUGACCAUGUACUUGGACUCAGGCAGGAGUGGCAUUCUGAUACUACUAAUGGCCUUGGGCAUGACCCAGGGUGACUCUUCCAAGACUCCUCCGGGUCCGAGGGUGACCUGCACUUGUCAAGGCCCAACCUGCCAGUUGCCCAUCUGCCAGGGGAUCUGGUGUACAGUAGUGCUGGUGAGGGAGGAGGGCAAUCACCUUCAGGAGUACCGGGGUUGUGGGAGCAUCAACCCCGAGGUCUGCAGGGGGCAGCCAACUGAGGUUUUUCACCACUACUGCUGCUCCAGCUCCUUCUGCAACAGCAAUGUGUCCCUGAAGCUAGAGGCCACGCAAACUCCGGAGUAUCCAGAAGCAGAUGGACAACUGCCUCUGAUCCUGGGCCCUGUGCUGGCCCUACUGGCCCUGGUCGUCCUGGGCACCCUGGGCCUGUGGCAUGUCCGAAGGAGGCAGGAGAAGCAUCGGAGCCUGCUCAGUGAAUUGGGCGAGUCCAGCCUCAUCCUGAAGGCCUCUGAGCAAGGGGACAGCAUGUUGGGGGACCUCCUGGACAGUGACUGCACCACAGGCAGUGGCUCAGGACUUCCCUUCCUGGUGCAGAGAACAGUGGCACGGCAAGUUGCCCUCAUGGAGUGUGUGGGAAAAGGUCGCUAUGGCGAAGUGUGGAGGGGGCUGUGGCAUGGUGAGAGUGUGGCAGUCAAGAUCUUCUCCUCAAGGGAUGAGCAGUCCUGGUUCCGGGAGACGGAGAUUUACAACACAGUGUUGCUCAGACAUGAUAACAUCCUAGGUUUCAUCGCUUCUGACAUGACAUCCCGCAACUCCAGCACUCAGCUGUGGCUCAUCACGCACUAUCACGAGCAUGGCUCACUCUAUGACUUUCUUCAGAGACAGACUCUGGAGCCGCAAUUGGCCCUCAGGCUGGCCGUGUCCGCGGCCUGUGGCCUGGCGCACCUGCACGUGGAAAUCUUCGGCACCCAGGGCAAGCCUGCCAUCGCCCACCGAGAUCUUAAGAGCCGCAACGUAUUGGUCAAGAGCAACCUACAGUGUUGUAUCGCUGACCUAGGUCUGGCUGUGAUGCACUCCCAGGGGAGCGAUUACCUGGACAUUGGUAACAACCCAAGAGUGGGCACCAAGCGGUACAUGGCCCCCGAGGUGCUGGACGAGAAGAUCCGCACUGACUGCUUCGAGUCCUACAAGUGGACUGACAUCUGGGCUUUUGGUCUUGUGCUGUGGGAGAUCGUUCGCCGGACCAUUGUCAAUGGCAUUGUGGAGGACUACAGGCCACCCUUCUAUGACGUGGUGCCCAAUGAUCCCAGCUUCGAGGACAUGAAGAAAGUUGUGUGUGUGGACCAGCAGACCCCCACCAUCCCCAAUCGCCUGGCUGCAGACCCGGUCCUGUCAGGCUUGGCUCAGAUGAUGCGGGAGUGCUGGUACCCCAACCCGUCUGCCCGUCUCACUGCUCUACGCAUCAAGAAGACAAUACAGAAACUCAGCAACAAUCUGGAGAAGCCCAAAGUGAUUCACUAGCCCAAGCCUAAUGCCUGGCUCCCCUCUGCCUGUAGAGGAGCAAGGGACAGUAGAUGGUGGCCUAUCUGGGUAGAAGUCACAUGAAUGUGUGUGCUAGGGAGGAUGUCCCUGUAUGGGUGGCUGUGUCUGCCCAGCCCAGCUUGCUCCCCAGACCAUCUAGCCUAAAAUACAGCUGGACUGAAACCUGAUUCCCCCCUGUCUAGUCUGCUCAGAGCUGCAGGCUCUCUGACGCCUGGCUGCCUCCCCACCUCAGGCUGUAGGCAUACCCCCUCCUAUCCCCAGGACAAGAGGCAAGAAUGACCUCACAGCCUGGGUGGCCCAGCCAGUGAAUCCCAGCCCUGGGUCCUGGGCCCAGAGCCCAAGCCUGCACUUUACUCCUUGCCCUCAGUCAACCCCACUGCCUGCUCUCCCCAGCUACCAGGGUAGAAGGACUCUGUUCAGCCAGCAGUAGACAUCCAGCCCUGCCAGGUCUCAGCCUCUACCACACCCAGACACUGAGGGCCCAACAGUUUCUCUCCAUGGCUUUGUGUCCCAGCUGCAUGACCCCUUGAGCUUCUGGGUCCCUGGUGUGAUGCCGGCUGCCAGGAAGGACUGGGACUUGAUACUAUGCCCACCCCACUGGCCUUUUAGCUGACCUGUUAGAACAUCAGACUAAAAAAGGGUUCUGCUGAGGGUGUGGCAGGGUCAGAGGUCAGUAGAAGGUCAUAUGGAUAACAAUCAGGGCUUUUGAGAGGAUGAUGAGGUUUGGCUAAGAGGUAGGAGACCCUGGAUGCAUGCUGUGUAUGACAAGAAGAAAGUCCUCACUGGCCCCAGGAUUUUUGUUUCUUCAUCUGGAUUGCAAAAGCUUUGAUCUAGAUGUCUCCCGAGGUGUCUCAACUCUUGACUGUCUUUCAGUGACCCCAGCUCUUGGCAAUAUGGGGAUUUGAAAAGAACUUUUUAGGAGACUUCAGAGGAAUCUAAUUCUACAAGCUCUAGCUCUUGCCCUAAGCUGUACCAGUGGUCAUUCUUACCAUCAGACAUACUGGGGUCUUCUCGCUAGGAAGCUGGCUGCCCAGCACCCCCUGGUUUGGCCUUCUUGUCCCCAGGACUGAAGGCUAGCUUCCUGUGGGGCCUCCUCCAAUGCACAGAAGAAAAUUGACUCCAGCCAACAAGCCUCUAGCACCUAGUGCUGUUCCUCAACUACCCAGGCCUACACCCUUGGCCAGGCCCUGGAGAAAUAACGCAGAAGGUUUAGCACUUGUUUUUAGCACUUGAAAGUAUCAAGAGUAUAUGUCCACUUACUGGGGAGGCUAUCCAAAACCUUAGGUGGAAGAUGGACUGGAAGAGAGGGGUUGGAGAUAGAGAAGGUAUUGGAACAUGUAGGGAGCUCAUACUCCAGACAGAGACAGUUCCAAAUUUGAGCAGAUAGGGCUUUGCAAAACUCAGCCUUUGGGGCACGAUAGAGGGACACCCCCCCGCCCCCCGCUUCCCUGCAGGUAUGAAGACAGGACAGGUUCUGCCCUUCCUGCUGGAGAUGACCCAGCACAGCCUCUGCAGCAGGCAAAUGUCUUGAAUGUUUCUUCCACCAUCUUGUAGCACUUUCCCAGGCCUGACUCUCAGCAUUGUGCAAGAGAAGAAUCAGGAAGUGAAACUGGGUGCAAACAGAAAGUAAGAUGGACCCACUGCAUUCCUAGGUCUCCCCAGGCCAGCUUGCAUGUGGCUGGGACUCUGCAAGCCCAAGUCUGCCCCCUGAUGAAUGUUCUCUGCUGGAAUCUGGGGCCAACAAUCUCCUCCUGAAACUCUACAGUCAAAACCAGAAGGUGGCAAUUCUCCAAAGACUGGAAAAUGACUCCAAGGCUGUCCAAGGCUGGGGGAAGAUGGAGAAGAAGGAGCACUGCAGAAGGACAGGUGGUGGCGAGAGAGAGAGAAGGAGGCAUUGGGGAGAGCAGGCUGCAUACUGCUCCAAGCGCAGGAAGGUGCUUCAGGAUGGAUAUUGCACUUCUCUUCCCUGGAGAUGCUGUUUAUGAGAGCAUUUAGUACAUGCUUAGCACAUAGCAGGUCCUCAAUAAACCAUGGUUGAUUCUGGA
Molecule: messenger RNA, 4069 nt
Organism: Erinaceus europaeus (western European hedgehog)
Lineage: Eukaryota; Metazoa; Chordata; Mammalia; Eulipotyphla; Erinaceidae
Gene: ACVRL1
Product: activin A receptor like type 1
Exons: 11
Coding region: 474-2003 (509 amino acids)
Biological process (GO): protein phosphorylation; transforming growth factor beta receptor signaling pathway; cellular response to growth factor stimulus
Cellular component (GO): BMP receptor complex; plasma membrane
Molecular function (GO): transforming growth factor beta receptor activity, type I; SMAD binding; ATP binding
Source: RefSeq, a predicted model, not a curated record